AUGACCACAGAGCCACUGCUAGUUCUCAAUGAGCUGUUGUCGGCGGUCACGCCAUCGACGGUGGUGGCACCCCGGCUAGUCACUGAAAUUGUACCUCUGCUGUCGAGGUCGGCGCAAAACUUGUUAGAAAUCCCUGACCCGGCGAAAGAAGGCCUCGGCGGUUGGUUGCACGCGUUUGUCACCCCCACACGCGAAAGAGAGGUCGGCAGCGGCGGCCGAACGAUGCACUUCGGCAGUGGCCACAAAUGGAAGUCGAUGCAGUGGCUACAAGUUGACAAUGGCCAUUUGGUCAGCGCUUUGCCUUCCAGCCCCCUGCAAAUCAAGCGGUGUCGUCAGCAUAACAGGAAGUCAGUCGAACCGUAUCCAGCAGUGUCGCCGUCUUCGUCAAAGAUCGGUGAGUUACAACAGAACUGUUUCGUUCCGGAUGUUUCGCUGAACAUAUAA
Soboliphyme baturini is the source of this 444-nucleotide messenger RNA. NCBI's taxonomy places the organism in Eukaryota, Metazoa, Nematoda, Enoplea, Dioctophymatida, Soboliphymatidae. The record is from the annotation of a GenBank genome assembly.